Molecule: messenger RNA, 489 nt
Organism: Impatiens glandulifera
Lineage: Eukaryota; Viridiplantae; Streptophyta; Magnoliopsida; Ericales; Balsaminaceae
Exons: 1
Coding region: 1-489 (162 amino acids)
Source: RefSeq, a predicted model, not a curated record
AUGGCCGCUCAGAUUGGUGAGCUGUCCAAACUUCAAGUCAACAAUACUCAAAAGCAAAUCAAUUCUAAUGCCGAAACUGCAAAGAGGCUCCAAGACGAAGAGAGGGAAAGGGAACGGUUAAGGAAGGAGAUUGAGGAAAAAGGUCUUGCGCUUGCCAAACAAUGCGAUAAGGAAGAACAGGCUGCUCUGCAAGAAUCCACACUGGCUCAACACUCGCACUCUAUGAAGACAAGAAAUAAGAACAAGCGCAAAGCGGUUGCACAGGUGAUGAAGUUGGCAGAACAAAACAGUCGAAGAGAGAUUGAACCGGUCGGUCUAAACGCGCAACCUCUUGACGAAGAAGAAGAAGAAGAGGACCUCGAAGCACUCAACCGGCGUAAGAAGAAAGUAGUCGAAAUUUCAACCGCAACCCCAAGUUCAAGACCGAUUAUUGCUCAAACGUCUCGCCCACAAAAACCAGCCUGUGGCGGUUUUGGAUUCGGAAAAUGA